Molecule: messenger RNA, 939 nt
Organism: Pestalotiopsis fici W106-1
Lineage: Eukaryota; Fungi; Ascomycota; Sordariomycetes; Amphisphaeriales; Sporocadaceae
Exons: 5
Coding region: 1-939 (312 amino acids)
Biological process (GO): mitochondrial citrate transmembrane transport; alpha-ketoglutarate transport
Cellular component (GO): mitochondrion
Molecular function (GO): tricarboxylate secondary active transmembrane transporter activity
Source: RefSeq, a predicted model, not a curated record
AUGGCGGCUACUGAACGUAAUGUGCAAGGGCACAAGCGAACACCAUGGCGGAACCUGGCAGUGGGCGCCUUCAUGAACGUCUUUCAAGUCACCACUUUGGGACAACCGAUGGAAGUUUUGAAGACUCACAACAGGUUGCGUGGACACUCAUUGAGAGAUGCAGUCAAGUUUACUUGGGGUAGAGGUGGAAUUGGUGCCUUUUAUCAAGGUCUAAUCCCUUGGGCGUGGUUUGAAGCAUUGACCAAAGGCUCCAUACUGUUCCUCACUUCGAAUGAAGUCGAUCACAUGUCCAGGACAUACUUGAAUGCUAGCCCAGUAUUGGCUGGAGUGUUGGGUGGGAUUAGUGGAGGUGCCGCCCAAGCUUACUUGACCAUGGGAUUAACCACGUGUAUGAAGACGAUAGAGGUGACACGACCCAAAGUAACUACACCUGGAGUGGCAGUUCCGGGUACACUGGAGAUAUUCGCAUCAAUUAUUCGAAAAGAGGGUAUUCGAGGAGUAAACCGCGGCGUAAAUGCCGUCGCAUUAAGGCAAAUCACGGGAUGGUCGUCGAGAAUCGGCAUCUCCAGACUCGCAGAGGGACCUAUUCGCUCAUUCAGUAGAAAAUCACCCGACACCAAGCUGAGCACUGCAGAAAAGAUAGUAGCCUCGACCGUUGGAGGAGCUUUGAGCUGCUGGAAUCAGCCGUUCGAGGUGGUGCGAGUCGAGAUGCAAUCACUCAAGCGUGACCCGUCCGUCGGUCAAGCACCUACCAUGGCCACGACUGCCAAGCACAUUUUCCAGUCUUCUGGUAUAAGUGGAUUCUUCCGUGGUGUCGUGCCACGCAUAGGUGUUGCUGCUUGGGCGACGAUUUGCAUGGUAGGGCUCGGUGAUACUGUAAAAGAGUAUGUUGCGACUGUCGGGCCAGGGCUAGCAACCGGCGAGAAGGCCACUAUCUAG